UCCGGUCAUGUGUAGCCUCACAUCCGGAAGGUGGGGCUUUUGUUGCAGGAGCGGUUAGUAUCAGGGAAGUCGAUGAGUCCAAAUCCACUAUUCAUGCAGGCGUCCAGAUAACAUCCACCAGAGACACGGGGUACUGAGGUUGUGUCAGUGACCGUUUGGGUUCAGAGAACUAUAUGAAUGCGGGUGUGUGUGUGUGUUUGAAUGCAAAGAAUCCAGCAAUGGCGACCAGUAAAAGUAAAAACCAGAGCUCCCUGGCACUGCACAAGGUGAUAAUGGUGGGAAGUGGAGGUGUGGGGAAGUCGGCCCUCACCCUGCAGUUCAUGUAUGAUGAGUUUGUGGAAGACUACGAGCCCACCAAGGCAGACAGCUACAGAAAGAAGGUUGUUCUGGAUGGGGAGGAGGUCCAGAUUGACAUUCUGGACACAGCAGGGCAGGAGGACUACGCUGCUAUCAGGGACAACUACUUUCGCAGCGGGGAGGGCUUCCUACUGGUCUUCUCCAUCACAGAGCACGAGUCUUUCACCGCCACUGCUGAAUUCAGGGAGCAGAUCUUGCGGGUGAAAGCGGAGGAGGACAAGAUCCCUCUCCUGGUGGUGGGGAAUAAGUCAGACCUGGAGGAGCGCCGGCAGGUGUCCGUGGAUGAGGCCCGAGGGAAAGCUGAGGAGUGGGGCGUCCAGUAUGUGGAGACAUCAGCCAAAACCAGAGCCAACGUCGACAAGGUAUUCUUUGACCUGAUGCGUGAAGUACGAGGCAAGAAAAAGUCUGAAAAUGAAAACAAAAAUGGUAAAGGAAAGAAUAAGAAGAACAAGAAGAGUUUCAAAGAGAGAUGCUGUUUACUUUGAACUCCUCAUGGACAUUAACACACAACCCCACAAUACAACUGUGGAGUUGGGCAACAAAGCAGAGCGUCAUUGCGAUUGUCAUUCAAAGGAAAUGUAAUCUUUUUUUUAGUAACCGUUGUAGUUAAGUGUCUAGAACAGUCUCAACCACUAUUUUUUGCUGUUUCAUUGGAAGAUAACCACUGUUGUGACUGUGACUGCAGUGCUUGAUGGCUCAAGGUGAAGCCAGUGACCAAACUGCCACUGACACUAACUCUGCUGCUCCACUGUUUAACUCAGCGAUUAUACUGCCUUCGACUUUGGUUCAGUGUGUUUUACACCCGAAUUCUUGAGUCUUUGUCAAAAACAGUGCUCUUAAUUUCUUCAUCUGCUCUUGAUCUUAACCUGCACAUUUUCAGUCUUGGUAUGGACCCCUUGAGUCUAUGAUUAUCAGUUUAGAACUCUAAAGCUGGUGUCUGUCAUAUUUGUAAUGAUUCAUGAUGACAGUGUCCUGUCUGUGAAGAUGUCAGCCUCAUUCACUCAUCUGUCCAGACUUCAGCGUGUGCUUGGAAUGACUGUUGAAACUGUGUCAAAUGUUUUCAUUGUUGAGGCUGCUUUUUUCAGCUGAUCCAAUGAUGUGUGAUAUUUUUUUUGACCACAGAAUAAUCAUUGUGCAAACUAAAUAUUUGUUGCCAAAAAGUUUUUUUUUUUUUAAUUCCAUUAACAGGCCUUACAUGGUGAGUGCACAUAAGUCACAAGAUGCUUUGCAGUCUUCAGAAUUAUUGCUGCAAAGUGAAAUCUUGAUCUUGAUUUAAUGUCAUAGAAAUCCCUGAAAUGUCUGAUAGAUACUCUACAUGAAAGCCAGGCUGUAAUAUUGUCAUGAGUAUGCUGAGCAGCGAGUGAGAGGUGAGAGUGGUUCUGGUUUUCUUCAUGGGGCUCUGCCAUGUUCAUGCAUUCUGGCCUUUUCCACCCUUCUCACACUGCAGACUACUUCCUGUUUGGGGUAGAGUCGAAGUUUGGAGUCUUUGCUGGUUCUGCACUGUGAGACAGGUGUCGACAAUCCAGGAGGCUGUCACGCUUCUGUCCCACGAUGUCGUUCAAAUCAGUAGCUGCUUAAGAAUCGGAACAAUACUGAUGUCCUUCCUUUUUUAGUCCUGGGUCUUUCAAAUAAUAUGCACUACAUUGCCAUUGCCUAAGAAGUGGGCUUCAUGCAGAAUGAUGUCAAGCUGGAGAUUUUGGAAACAUUUGUGCCAAGAAAAAAUUACAAAAAAAACUUUAACCAUGUUUGUGGAUGUACAGUGUGUUACCUGAGCAUAUGUGCAUUUACCAGGAAACCCAACUUACCUUUCCAUCUGUGUUACUGAAGCUUUGAUGAGGGUGCCAACUUCUGAACUGCUUGAUCAAGUGCUACAGUAAAAACAAGAUGUUUCUACCACUGCCUGAACCAUUCUUUGUAACAUGUCCUUUUUUUUCUCCUUUACUUCCUAUACUACUGUGAAUAUGCUUCUGUCUCUCUGCAGGGAGAGUGUUUCCCGAAUAAAUGCUUUUUUUUCUUUGUAAA
This is a messenger RNA of Paralichthys olivaceus (Japanese flounder), 2379 nucleotides long. It is a transcript of the gene ralba, whose product is annotated as v-ral simian leukemia viral oncogene homolog Ba (ras related). Gene Ontology annotation, cellular component: plasma membrane. Gene Ontology annotation, molecular function: GTPase activity; GTP binding; GDP binding. Lineage: Eukaryota; Metazoa; Chordata; Actinopteri; Pleuronectiformes; Paralichthyidae. The record is from RefSeq and is a predicted model, not a curated record. Gene Ontology annotation, biological process: Ras protein signal transduction.